This is a messenger RNA of Recurvomyces mirabilis, 774 nucleotides long. RefSeq lists its product as uncharacterized. Bases 1 to 774 code for a protein of 257 amino acids. NCBI's taxonomy places the organism in Eukaryota, Fungi, Ascomycota, Dothideomycetes, Mycosphaerellales, Teratosphaeriaceae. Gene Ontology annotation, molecular function: oxidoreductase activity, acting on the CH-OH group of donors, NAD or NADP as acceptor. The transcript is spliced from 2 exons. The record is from RefSeq and is a predicted model, not a curated record.
AUGGCAACUUUGCUCAUCGGCAAGGCCGCAGCUAUUACUGGAGCAGUGACGGGCAUAGGUCGAGCCAUUGCAGCAGAGUACUUGCGACACGGCGCCUCUGUUGUAGUCAACCAUCUCGAUGACGAUGCCUCACGAGAACGUUUCGAGACGCUUGUCAAGCAGGCACCAGAUCCGAAGAAGCUCUGCGCCGUCGUCGGCAACAUUGCGGACAGGGACGUAGGACAGAGCAUUGUACGCUCGGCUGUAAAGCACUUCGGCGGGCUUGAUGUCUUCGUGGCGAAUGCAGGCGUGAGCCAAUUCAAAGACCUUCUCACACUUGAGCCAGCGACCCUGGAAGCACACGUCCAAACCAACAUCAUCGGGACCUUCUGGUCAACACAACCCGCGGCACAAGUCAUGGUCGAUCGCAAGAAAGGCGGAAGCAUAAUCGGCAUUUCCAGUAUCAGUGCUCAUCUUGGUGGCGCACAGCAAGUCCACUAUACACCCACCAAGGCUGCAGUGCUUUCGAUGAUGCAGAGUCAAGCUUGUGCGCUUGGGAAGUACGGCAUCCGAUGCAAUACGCUCUUGCCAGGGACUACGAGGACGCAGUUGGCUGCGGAAGAUCUGGCUGAUGAUGCUAAGCUCAAGUAUCUGGAGAGCAGGAUUCCAUUAGGUAGAGUGGCAGACCCGGAGGAUAUGGCGGGGCCUGCUGUUUUCUUGGCUAGUGAUAUGAGUAGAUACGUUUCGGGAGCGGAGAUUCUGGUCGAUGGAGGUUGUUCGAUCUCCUUGCAAUGA